GACGAUCUUCUGUUGUUUCUCUUUACUUUUCCCUCCUCUCGUUUUCUCUCUCUCUUUCUCGAUUUGCUUUAUUUCCUGAUUCAUCUUUUCUGGGUUUUUUUUAUUUUCAUGAAGCCAUCUGCUCUGAUGUUUUGUCCCAAUGGCGGUUCUGUUGUGUCAUUGUAGCUUGUUGUGUCAUCCCACUUUCUCGAGUCUAAAGAAAGUGUAAUAAAAAUACCCACUAACUCUUUUUCGAUGCCCACUGCUUAAUUCGUGAUCGUUGUGGAUCCCAUUGGAUCUUUCUCCCACAAAUUAUUCGAUUUCGUUAUCGAUUUUUCCACUAUACAUACUGUGCUCUGAUUCAUAGUGGCAUCAUAGUUUUUCCUCUGGAAGGUCUUUCUGGUGCAAGAGCUGGGUUUGGUGAGAAGUUAUUGUGAGCACGUACCUGCCUCCCAUUAAGAGUCUCUAUCAUUCCGUAUGUUUGAUCAGGUUUGAGAACCUGAUUCAUCCCUCAAAACACCAUGUCGAAUCCAAUGGGAGGAGGUGAAGUAGGAAUGGCUGAGAGGAAAAACGCCAAUGGAGGCGAAUAUGUUAUCGAGGUUUCAGGUCAAGAAGCGUCAAAGGAUUCAAAGCCAGCUUCCCCUUUCAAGGAAGGAGUUUCACCUGAGUCAACCACAACAGCCAGGUCUCCAAGAGCAGUGGCCAUGAUGAAUUGCCCAUCUCCCGAAAUCUCGAAAUUGACCGGUAGCCCUCACAAGCCCCCGAAAGUUCCAACCCCCAGUAAGGAAGGUCUUACUCGUAGAAAAUCCCUUGCAAGAUCAGUUUACUCAAAGCCUAAGUCCCGGUUUGUGGAACAAGCUUAUCCAAUAGACCCGAGUCAGCUAGAAGAGAAUGGUGGAACUCUCAGGGAACAUUUUGGUGCAGGGUCUUUCUCUAGACGAUCUUUUAAUAUCGGAUCCCCGAAUAACAAGUCGGCUAGGAGUGUCGGAUCCACAGUCCCUUUGACCCCGAGCAAAGCUGCUGAGAUUGAGGAGAAAGAUAUAGAUGAGGAAAUCUACAAAAAGGUUAAACUGAAUAAAGAGAAGCGUGGCAGAGUUAGUACUCUGGCUUUGAUCGAGAUGUUUGUCUUUGUGAGCAUGGCAGGCAUGCUGGUUGCAAGUUUAACUGCUGAUAUGUUGAAAAAGAAAUCUGUUUGGGGAUUGGAGGUCUGGAAAUGGUGUGUUCUUGCAAUGGUGACAUUUUGUGGCAUGUUGGUGACGAAUUGGUUCAUGCAUUUCGUUGUCUUCCUGAUAGAAAAGAACUUCCUUUUGAGGAGGAAGGUUCUCUACUUUGUCCACGGUUUGAAGAAGAGUGUUCAAGUCUUUAUUUGGCUAAGUUUGGUUCUUCUUACAUGGGUGUUGUUGUUCAAUACCGGAGUUAAACGCUCGCGUAAAGCCACAAAAGUCCUGAACAUUAUAUCUUGGACUCUAGUUUCCAUUCUUAUCGGGGCAUUUCUCUGGCUGGUGAAGACAUUGUUACUGAAGAUCCUAGCUUCGAAUUUCAACGUCAACAACUUCUUCGAUAGAAUUCAAGAGUCCAUCUUCCAUCAAUAUGUUCUCCAGACCCUCUCUGGACCUCCGCUUAUCGAAGAGGCUGAGAGGGUUGGGCGUGAGCCAAGCACGGGUCGACUUAGUUUCACAAGUGUCAAGAAAGGGACAAAGGUGAAAGAGAAAAAAGUUAUCGAUAUGGGAAAGUUUCAUAAGAUUAAGCAAGAGAAGGUUUCUGCUUGGACAAUGCGGAUUUUGGUUGAAGCGGUCAGAACUUCAGGUCUCUCAACUAUCUCUAACACGUUGGACGAAACUACUUAUGCCGACGGGCAAGAGCAUUCUGAUAAAGAGAUCACAAGUGAAAUGGAGGCUGUGGCUGCUGCCUAUGAUGUAUUCAAGAAUGUUGCUAAACCGGGUCAUGAUUACAUCGACGAAGAUGACCUGAUGAGGUUCAUGAUUAAGGAAGAGGUAGAUCUUAUAUUCCCGUUGUUUGAAGGUGCCGAGACUGGGAAAAUUGUACGAAGAGCUCUUACAGAGUGGGUGGUUAAGGUUUACACGAGCCGGAAAGCUCUGGCACAUUCAAUAACCGACACAAAGACAGCCGUUAAGCAGUUAAACAAACUCGUAUCUGUGGUCUUGGUGAUUGUUACAGUUGUCAUUUUGUUGCUCCUUCUGGAGGUAGCAACAACAAAGGUUCUUGUUUUCUUUUCGACCCAAAUAGUGGCUCUGGCUUUUAUGAUCGGAAGCACCUGCAAGAACCUCUUUGAAUCCAUGGUGUUUGUGUUUGUGAUGCACCCAUUUGAUGUUGGUGACCGUUGUGUCGUUGAUGGCAUUCCGCUUAUGGUUGAAGAGAUGAACCUGUUAACGACAGUGUUUCUGAAGCUUGACAAUGAGAAAGUGUUCUAUCCAAACGCGGUUCUGGCCACCAAACCCAUCAGCAAUUACUACAGAAGUCCCGAGAUGGGGGAUACAGUAGAGUUCUCCAUCGCAUUCUCAACACCGGUUGAGAAAAUAGCCCGUCUCAAAGAAAAAAUUGCCCAGUACUUGGAGCAGAACCCGCAACACUGGCAGCCAAACCACACGGUGGUGGUGAAAGAGAUCGAGAACGUGAACAAACUGAAGAUGGCUCUAUACAGCAACCACACGAUCACGUUCCAAGAAUACCGCGAGCGGAACAUCAGAAGAACCGAGCUUGUCAUCGCCAUCAAGAAAAUGUUCGAGGAUCUUCACAUCGAUUACAGUCUCCUUCCUCAAGAAGUACAUCUCAGCCAAAGGUAAAAGAAGGCAUGGAAAUGAGAAAUAUAUUUCCCGGUUAUUCAUUUUGGAGUCUUGAACCGGUACGGAAUGGUUGGCUUUUUGUUACUCGAUUGUAGUAGGUCACUUACCAGAUUUGUGUUGGUUCGGUUAGGUAGUAAUGAGUCCGGUACGGCUAUGGUCGGUUUGGUGAAAUGCUGGAAAAACUAUACCGUUUUGUGAGCUUGAGAUUAUAUCAGAGAUUCAAAGUUUUUGUUUUA
Tarenaya hassleriana is the source of this 3019-nucleotide messenger RNA. Its product is annotated as mechanosensitive ion channel protein 10-like. NCBI's taxonomy places the organism in Eukaryota, Viridiplantae, Streptophyta, Magnoliopsida, Brassicales, Cleomaceae. Gene Ontology annotation, molecular function: mechanosensitive monoatomic ion channel activity. Gene Ontology annotation, biological process: monoatomic anion transport; detection of mechanical stimulus; transmembrane transport. Gene Ontology annotation, cellular component: plasma membrane. The transcript has 6 exons. The coding region runs from base 501 to 2783 and encodes 760 amino acids. The record is from RefSeq and is a predicted model, not a curated record.